Molecule: messenger RNA, 732 nt
Organism: Acanthoscelides obtectus
Lineage: Eukaryota; Metazoa; Arthropoda; Insecta; Coleoptera; Chrysomelidae
Source: the annotation of a GenBank genome assembly
UUUUCUGCCGACGAUGCAGGAAUGACACCCAUAAUGACUGCUGCAGAGCGAAGCAGGGGAUUUAUCAUAGAUUAUCUAAUUGAGAGACCUGAAAUAUCUAUAGAAGAGAGAAUUGAAGCUUUAGAAUUACUUGGCGCCUCAUAUGCGAACGAUAAAGAAAAUUAUGAUUUGUCAAAGGCCUACAUGUAUAUGCAUAAAUCUAUGGAGCUAAGGUAUAGUGAUCCAGAUAAUCCUAUUAAGAAAAAACUGAUUCAGCCCAUACCAGCAUAUGAGAAUUGGGUAGAGUGCCAGACAUUAUCAGAAUUAGAAGCUAUCAAACGUAACAGUAACGGCCUUCAUAUGGAAGCACUCACUAUCAGAGAGCGUGUCCUAGGAUCCUCAAAUCCUGAAGUUCCUCAACCUAUUAUCUACAGGGGAGCGAUUUUUGCAGAUAAUGCUAGAUUCGAUAGGUGUUUAGAACUGUGGCUUCAUGCAUUGAAACUGAGGCAGAAGAAUUAUGUAUCAGUAUCAAAAGAUCUUCUACGGUUUGCACAAGUCUUCUCCCAAAUGUUGCAUAUUGGCACCAAGGUAUCCCAUAGCCAUGUGAUAGAGGUACUAGGCUGGAGCAAUUCUGGAGUUAGAGAGGAACAAAUCAAAACUGACUAAGCCUGGAUCAAAGGACGACCCAGAAACAGUAAUGGAUGACAUAGAGAGCAACUGGAUAUCCACCCUGUAUCUGUUAACUAUUCUCAC